Messenger RNA from Amoebophrya sp. A120, 706 nucleotides. NCBI's taxonomy places the organism in Eukaryota, Dinophyceae, Syndiniales, Amoebophryaceae. The record is from the annotation of a GenBank genome assembly.
CGUGAAGGAGGCAGCCAUACGUCAGGUCAUGGAUGAAUUCGGGAUGUCGCUUGAUGCUCCUUCUGUUGCCUCUUCUUCGGCUGCGGGUGGGGCGGCCGCUAACAAGGGUUCUCCCGCAGGCGAAGAGGCAUCAAGCGACAUCGCAUGGGAACAGCGUCGUCGUCGUAUAGCAGAAAGCUUCGGCAGGGUCACACGCCUCAUAACGGAAAGCUUGGCCGACACGGACACCGAAAAGCCUCGGCAGGAGGGUCAACGCCUUCGAUUUCUUCUGAAAGAAAGAGAUAGUGAAAGCUUGGCCAGACUACACAUCAAGCGUCAAGCGGAGGCCCUGCAGGAGGCAGAACACCUAGAGCUAGAGUGUCGUCGCAGCCGCAUCAAGCGCCAACAGGAGCAGGAGGCCAUGAAAAACAUGUAUGCGAAGGUGGGCGAAGCUGAAGAACGCCUCCGGCUUGCUCCUUCUGUUGCCUCUUCUUCGGCUGCGGGUGGGGCGGCCACUAACAAGGGUCCUCCCGCUACAGGCGAAGCGGAGCAGCUUCGUCGAAUAGAAGAGCUUCGUCGAAAAGAAAGUCAAAUGUUGGACGACAGAACGUUUCUUCGAAAAGAAAUAGAAACUGAAAGAUUGGCCAGCCACAUCAAGCGCCUACAGCAGGAGCUGUGCAAACCUGUCGAACACCUCCGGCUUGAGCGUGAUGCUCCUUCUGUUGCC